AUGAUGCUUUACAAAUUUUUAAUAGAUUUGCUUAUUCGUCAUGUACAAAUAAUUGAUAUGCCAAAACGUUUAUUAGAAUUAUGUUCAUAUCAUUCAUGGUGGCCUGAAUUUUUUAAAGAAUGUUUUCAACGUUAUUUUCUUUCAAAUUAUAUAUUCAUAACUGAUCAACAACAAUCAUUAUUUAUAAAUCUUGUUGAUUUAUGUGAACAAAGAUUAUUAACAAUAAAUUCUUCAAAUGAAACAACUAUUUAUUAUAAUCGUUUAUUAGCUAUUCAAUAUAUAUUAUUUAUUAUUAAAUAG
Molecule: messenger RNA, 300 nt
Organism: Rotaria sp. Silwood1
Lineage: Eukaryota; Metazoa; Rotifera; Eurotatoria; Philodinida; Philodinidae
Source: the annotation of a GenBank genome assembly